AUGAAUCAACUUUUAUAUUUUAAUGAUAUACAAGAGAUGUAAUUUUAUGCUAAAAGAAAUCAACUAUCAUUAUUCGUAUACAAGAAGGCAAUUUAUGAUCUGACUGAUUUCAUCACAUAGCAUCCUGGAGGGUAAAUGGAGAUUAGGCAAUAUGAAAAUUAGGAUGUCUCUAAUGUUUUAUUUCAGAAGUCUAUUCACAAGCACAAACCAUACGUGAUUGCUACACUAUAAAACUACUUAAUUGGUUAUAUAGAAAGACGUAAUGAGCCAGUAGUCAGACUAAAAUCAUCUUAGUUGAUAAUUGAAAAGACUAGAAAAAUAUUACAAGACAGCACUAUACCUCAAUAAUAAUAAUAAUGCGAAGAUAUUCCAGAGGACUGUUCGAUUGAAGAGAUGCCUAUUCUUCAGACAAACAAAAAACUAUUUCAUUCUUAAAAAUCAAUUUAAAUAUAGAAAUGACUUUAGGCAUUGUAAUAUGAAUUAAUUUAUUAUC
Messenger RNA from Paramecium tetraurelia, 493 nucleotides. RefSeq lists its product as uncharacterized. Gene Ontology annotation, molecular function: fatty acid 2-hydroxylase activity. Lineage: Eukaryota; Ciliophora; Oligohymenophorea; Peniculida; Parameciidae. Gene Ontology annotation, biological process: fatty acid metabolic process. The record is from RefSeq and is a predicted model, not a curated record. Gene Ontology annotation, cellular component: membrane; endoplasmic reticulum. The transcript has a single exon.